Messenger RNA from Arachis duranensis, 665 nucleotides. RefSeq lists its product as uncharacterized. The transcript is spliced from 2 exons. NCBI's taxonomy places the organism in Eukaryota, Viridiplantae, Streptophyta, Magnoliopsida, Fabales, Fabaceae. The record is from RefSeq and is a predicted model, not a curated record. Bases 96 to 518 code for a protein of 140 amino acids.
UCAACCAGCAAUAUAAAUUCAACUACCUCCUAUAUAUUCUUAGAACCCAUUAUCAUUAUAUUGUGCAUUCCCCAACAACAACGAUAAUAAUAAUAAUGUCCCUUUGGUGGCUCUGUAAUCUAAUCCGUUUGCAGCAGCUGACAAGAAUAAUAAGCAUAUGGGCACCACUACUAAUCUAUUCAGCCGCAUGGGUCACCCUACUAACCUUAACUGUGGCAGUGGCUUCUUUGUCCCCUGAAGUGGCUUUUGUCUCUGCCAUAUCUCCUUCUUCUUCAUUCUCCCGAAAAUGCACCAAUAAUAAUAACAUCAAUCCUAUUAUUCAUAAUAAUAAUGUUGAAGGGUCCACUAACAUUAGAGUCCCUUUGGAUUUUCCAGGAGACAGGCUUUGUUUCCCAGUUGAGCUUUUCUUCAAGUCUAGAAUUGAUCUCAUUGUUCCACCAAUCUUUGCGGCGGUUGUUGUUGCUGCUUCUGCUUUCGUCGUUCUUGCUUUGGGCUUGUGGGAGCAUGAUCAACAUUAAUGUUUUUCGCUAAUUAUUCAGCAGAUCAAGGUUUGGAAAUUGAGUUGAUCAACUUGUUGCUGAAGUCCCAGAGUUUUCUUCCUAAGAGUUCGUUUGAGGCAAAUGCACUUGGUUGGAAUUCAUUGCAAUCCAGAAAGUACUUCCCAC